This is a messenger RNA of Trematosphaeria pertusa, 744 nucleotides long. RefSeq lists its product as uncharacterized. The coding region runs from base 109 to 516 and encodes 135 amino acids. The transcript has a single exon. The record is from RefSeq and is a predicted model, not a curated record. NCBI's taxonomy places the organism in Eukaryota, Fungi, Ascomycota, Dothideomycetes, Pleosporales, Trematosphaeriaceae.
GCGAACGCGAUCCACAUACGGACCAAUUGUAGACGACUGACCAAGAGAAACCAAAGCGGCCGAAUCGAGCUCAGAAGUCGAGCACCUCUGGUAGUCUAAUGUGCCACGAUGAGCGCGCAAAACCAAUCGCCGAACUAUAUCGUAAAAAUCGACGACGAAGCCUUUGUGCUCAUCAUAAUCGUCGGUGCCAUCGCGCUGAGCUUCCUAGUCGUGGCCUGGAUCUUCGUCUAUCACGUCCUCAAAGAUCGCAAAAGGGCGAAGAAACGGCAAGCCGCAAAGAAAAGAUUAUCCGAUGACAUUGAAUGGGGCGGAAAACCGGAGCUGUCCGGGGGAGAAAAGCAGGGCAUAGGAGCGCACGAGCUAGAGCAGCCAACGACACUGGAGCUUGAUAGUAAUGAGGUGCGAGAGCUGUGGGCUGAUGAGGUAGCGGAGGCGGAUGGAAAACCAAACCUCGUCGAAUUUGCCGCUACCUCGUUUUCGAAACCCCGGUCUUCGAACGGAGCUGGCAAGCCGUGACGCCAAAGAGGGUUCCGAAAAGCACUGGAGGUAAACAUUCGACGGUAUCGGCAUGGGAAGCAUUUGGAGAGCCGCGGUGGUUGUGGCCGCGACGCACACAGCUCUCCACGCUAUGCACCUGCGAAGAUUCGGAAGAAUGGACUCAUAUUUUUGCACCUGAUUGGACUUCGACUGGAAGAAGGAGCCCUCGGCGGCACGAUGGCGCGCAUCAGACCAUGUAGACUGCUC